Spodoptera litura is the source of this 2176-nucleotide messenger RNA. Its product is annotated as carbonic anhydrase-related protein 10. NCBI's taxonomy places the organism in Eukaryota, Metazoa, Arthropoda, Insecta, Lepidoptera, Noctuidae. The record is from RefSeq and is a predicted model, not a curated record. Gene Ontology annotation, biological process: one-carbon metabolic process. Gene Ontology annotation, molecular function: zinc ion binding; carbonate dehydratase activity.
CAUGCUCGCGUGAACACGGCCUCAAAGCUGGGCCCAGCGCGAAAUGGCGGCAACUUUCCGAUAACUUUCGUAUCGUAACACGAAGUAACAUAUCUUUGCAAUUCUAGUAAGAACUAUUUAUAUAAUCAGUGUUAACGACUGUAAUAAUAAAGUUUUAUUGUUUUAAUAUAUUAGUGUGGGAAGAUUAUUUACAAAAUCUGCCGAAGCCUGUUGAUAUAACUGUUUCCAAAUGCAACCAUGAAACCAUAUAUAAGAGAAUGUCCAAAGUUUCCUUUGUACUAAGGACUUGAACGUUUUAUUUCUAUCAUGAAAAAGUUAAAGAAGUCUGAAUACUCCAGCGAUAAAAUGUAAACAAAUUCCAAUGCCGGGUCUGAUAGAGAACGUGUCAUAGACAAUGCACAGCCUCCUUGGAGCGGCUGUAGUGUCGGCAUUACUGCAAAUACUGCUCUCCUAUACGGCCGUCAGUGCCGUCAGCUGGGAGGAAUGGUGGACCUACGACGGGAUCUCAGGUCCAGCGUUCUGGGGGCUGAUCAACCCAGAAUGGUCGCUAUGCAACAAAGGCCGGCGCCAAUCCCCAGUCAAUUUGGAACCAGAAAAACUGCUGUUCGAUCCAAACCUACGGUUUUUACACAUAGAUAAACAUAGAAUAAACGGCCUAAUAAGCAACACUGGCCACUCAGUGAUCUUCACGGUGGAGAAUGAGACCCGGCAUCACAUAAACAUUACUGGUGGGCCUCUCUCCUACAAGUACCAGUUCCAUGAGAUCCACAUCCACUACGGCCUACACGACCAGUUUGGAUCAGAACACGCCAUCAAUGGGUAUACCUUCCCAGCUGAGAUUCAGAUAUUCGGUUUUAAUUCACAAUUGUAUUCAAACUUCUCCGAGGCUCUACACAAAGCUCAAGGAAUUGUUUCAAUAUCCCUAUUGUUACAGCUCGGAGAUUUAUCAAAUCCAGAACUUAGAGUAUUAACAGAAGAAUUAGAAAAUAUCAAAUACGGAGGUGCAGAGAUGCCAGUGAACAAGCUCUCGGUCCGUGGCCUGCUGCCUGACACUGACUACUACAUGACAUACGACGGCUCCACCACGGCCCCCGCUUGCUACGAGACCGUCACCUGGAUCAUUGUCAACAAACCCAUCUAUAUCACUAAACAACAGUUACACGGCUUGAGACGGCUGAUGCAAGGCGACGCCAGGCACCCGAAGGCUCCCCUCGGCAACAACUUUAGGCCGCCCCAGCCUCUCCACCACCGAGCCGUAAGGACCAACAUUGACUUCGAUCUCAGCAAGUACCCUGGGAAAACUUGUCCAAGCAUGCAUCGAGAUAUGCAUUAUAAAGCCAAAAGCUGGACACAGUAUUGAAGCUAAUUCCACUCCGGUAGGCAUUCAAAGCAGCUACGUAGACAUAUACAUAUUAUAUUAGUAUGUAAGUUUGUAUAUAUCUCUUGUACAGUCUUUACAUCCUGCUUAUGAUGAAUGGAGCUAAAUAUUUUAAGUGUAAUAUAUUCAUAUGUCUUAAACUAGAGCGACGUUAGACGUAGUAUAAUGUAACAAGUGAGUUCUGUUGGUUAAAGGUUACCUAUAAUUUUAUGACGGCCUCUAACUAAUUAGAUAAUUAAUAGAUAUUUUCAGAUAGAUUGUUCGAAUCAUACCAUCGGAUUUGUUGUAGUAAAAUGUAUACUAAAAGUAGGAAAAUUUAUCUAUAGCUGUAAUUAAGUAGGUAUGUCGAAUUUACUUAAAAUUUAUUUAAUAAAAAUUUUGAAUAACAUAUCAUUUGAUCAGUCCAAAAAUGUUUAUGAAUUAUUUUGCCAUAUGUUACAUAUCUUCUUAGAAAUAAAAAUAUGUUAUAAAUUGUUAUUUUACUCAAUGUUUGUAUCAUUGUUUAGAAAGUUCUAGUUAAUUAGCAUUGAAAUCAAUUAACGAAUGAAUUUAGCUACCUACAUAAUCAUAUCAAAUUAUAUUUACUAAUUAAGGUCUCAUUUGGCGGUACUAGAUACUCUAAUGUAACAAUAUCUAUCGCUGUAAGACGUCUAUAGCUUUAAUAAACUAUAUUCUAGUGUUUAUAUUGCAUUGCGUAUUGUAAGAUGAAAAACUAUUCCAUGAUUAUGAAAUGUAUAUCGCCUGGCUUUCUUGUAAGAUCUAUUAGGAGUAUUAUUUGAUUAAAUGAUAUUAACUUAA